CAUAGGCCCUGCUUGCCGAAAGGCGGUAGCCGCUAUCUCAUGAAAGUACGUACAUGGAGAAACAAAUUCCCCCUGUUUUAGGGGAUUUGUUUUGAGGACGUACACCGUACACGUAUCGAAGUCGCUCCUGUUCAGGGCGCGCUAGCGCUGGUGCCAGCAUGCACGCAUCAAGCAACCACCAUCUGCUGGAGAACCCUUCAUGAUGCCAUUGGCAGAUCUUGCAGCUUUCUACCUGCGGUAGCUUCUUUUGUGGUCUCCUUGCAAACCACAUUCAGGCCCAUUCGCUGUGAUUUUGCAGACCACAGUAGCAUCAACAGAAGCGCCACCGCAAGCAAGUGCUAACCUUUGUCCACAGACUCCUGCAGGUGGAACUUAGGGUUUGGCAGCAGCUCAUUCGGAAAGGUUAGGGCAUGUGAAGGAAUGCAGUCGCUCGGAAAUAGCGGAAUGCUGACCGUCCAGCUGGCUCUGCGGGCAGAUGACAAGCUGCGGGACCGGAAAGAGGCCUUGUUGAACGAGAGGAAGCUUUCCAUGGCUGUCAAUCUGGCCAGCUCCUCCCCAGACAGCAGCACAGCAUUCGUGGAAAAGCUUCUUUGCGCGGAGCGGAUCCUCCAACUCAAUGAGGAUGAACUGUACUUCGUCGAAGAUGGUUCGACAGGGCCUUACUCCCCAAGAAACGAGCUCGAGGCGCUGUACCAUCUCCAUCAGCUCCUUACCCCCUCUCAAAACCCCAUCACUAACCAGAGCUUAGAACCUGGAACCUCUUCCAAUGACGAACUCAGUACCCCCAUCUCUCAGCAGAGCACUAGUCCUUCUUCUCAAAUGUUGCAAAGCCUGGAGAAUCAGGACAGUAAUACAGGAAUAAGGGAGGCAGCCAAAGAUGAGGUUGUGAGGCGGCUCAUGGCUUAUGGCGGUGAUAAGCCGGUGGAGGCGGGGGAACGGUGUACAGGAUCAGCAGAGCAAGAGCUCUUAACGUGGGCGGAGCGGAAUGGCGUUGUCAGCAACGUGGAGCCAGCAGUCUUUCCAAGCACGGGCCGGGGUGCCGUCGCCACUGCUGACGUCGCAGUGGGCGAGACGGUUCUUGAGGUUCCAGAGACGAUGAUAAUCUCACCUCUGACGGCAAUGGAAUCGGACAUGGCGGACGCGUUCUCACGAGUCCCAGACUUGGACGAGGACACCGCAGCCUUGCUUUGGAGCAUGCGUGAGCGCCAUGUGUCAAGCUCCCGUUGGGCGCCCUUCUUCCGCUCGCUGCCGGAAGCCUUUCACACCGGGCUCAGCUUCAGCACCGCUACGAUUGACGAGCUCGAGGAUACCCCCGCGUUCGAGGGGCUGCUCGCAGCGCAGCAACACCUCCGGUCCCAGUACGCCGCUCUCUUCCCCGCCCUCACCAACGCCUUCCCGACAGUUUUGCCCGCCUCUAGUUUCACCUGGGACGAGUUCCUUUGGGCCUCGGAGCUGUGGUACAGUUACGGGAUCAAAGUGCAGUUCUCGGACGGGCGGGUCCGCACUGCGCUGGUGCCGCUCGUCUGUCUGCUGAAUCAUGCGGUCAGUCCACACGUAACCCACUUCAGCCGGGUUGACCCGCAAACCCGCACGCUGCGCCUGCCCGCCGCACGCCCCUGCCCCGCAGGCGCGCAAUGCUUCCUCAGCUAUGGCCCCCUCCAGUCAACCGACCUGCUGACGUUUUACGGGUUCACGGUGGAUGACAACCCGUACGACGCAAUCCAAAUGGACUUGGAACUGCCCGAGGACGACCUGCUGCCUGCGAAGCAGGCCCUGUUGACGGCUCGCGGCCUAGGCCUGCCACUCUUUGUGACGGCCGCAGGAGUCCCUUCACGGUUGUACGGGGCCCUCCGAGUUCUCCUGAUGGACGAACAGGAGCUCGAAGUGUUCAAAGGAGAUCCGAGGCGCGAGAAGAUAAGCGAUGCGAACGAACUGGCGAUGGGGGCUACCUUCCUUGGAACUAUCGAUGCGCUUUUGGCUUUGGGCCAACGACUUAGAGAGGCGAAUCUAAACGGCGACACCGACGAAAUGGAAGGCAACGACUGUCGGGAAAGUAAAGGCGGAAUUAGAGGCAUUGGUGGGCAGACGGAGAAUGUGCCUCCGUCCGAAGAAGGUUCUCAUGAGAGAGGGUUGAGAGACGAUGAAGAAGGAACCGUAGCUGUCGCAAAAAGAUACCGAGAACGGCAGAACAGGCUCCUCCUCCGGAUACGGCGCUCGUUUGUGGCUUGGUUUGAAGCUGCUGAGUAAGGAUCCAUGCUAUCUGAGAGCUUUUCCAUCUGCAUCUUCUC
Messenger RNA from Klebsormidium nitens, 2288 nucleotides. Lineage: Eukaryota; Viridiplantae; Streptophyta; Klebsormidiophyceae; Klebsormidiales; Klebsormidiaceae. The record is from the annotation of a GenBank genome assembly.